Molecule: messenger RNA, 1416 nt
Organism: Lachancea nothofagi CBS 11611
Lineage: Eukaryota; Fungi; Ascomycota; Saccharomycetes; Saccharomycetales; Saccharomycetaceae
Source: the annotation of a GenBank genome assembly
AUGUUGGUGGGAAGUCUUGCUUUGACAGCACUUCUAGGACUAGGAGCCAAAAUAGCAGACGCUGCUAAUACCACGCUCCCGAUCAUUGAAAUCAAAGGCAAUGCUUUCUUCAGCUCUGACAGUGGUGAAAGAUUUUAUAUUCGUGGUGUGGACUACCAACCUGGCGGGUCCUCCAACCUAACAGACCCUUUAGGAAGCGCCGAGAUCUGCAAAAGAGACGUGCCUGUUUUUCAGGAUCUGGGGUUGAAUGCAGUGCGUAUUUACACCGUAGACAAUACCCUGGAUCACUCUGAAUGUAUGCAGAUGCUAUCCGAGGCAGGCAUAUACGUGAUCCUGGAUGUCAAUACCCCGGACAGCUCCAUCUCUAGAUCCAAUGCGGAAUGCUCUUAUAAUGCGGACUACCUACAGACCGUUUUUGCUACCAUAGACGCCUUCGCUGACUAUAGCAAUGUCUUGGGGUUUUUCGCCGGUAACGAGGUAAUUAACGAUGAGACCAACACAGGCACCGCUACCUACGUAAAAGCGGUUGUCAGAGAUAUGAAAAAAUACAUGAAAGCCAGAAAGUACCGUCAGAUUCCCGUGGGGUACUCCGCUGCUGACGUUUCGGAGAACGUUCAGCUAGCCGCCAGCUACUUCAACUGUGGUGAUGACGCUGAUGCCCGUGUUGACAUGUUUGGCGUCAACGACUAUUCCUGGUGUGGUCAGUCGUCCUUCCAACAAUCUGGUUACUCUGCCAAAGUGAAAGCAUACAGCAAUUACUCAGUGCCACUCUUCUUGAGUGAAUUUGGCUGUAUCAAAACUACCCCAAGACCUUUCACAGAAAUUGGUUCCAUUUAUUCAACUCAAAUGUCGUCGGUAUUCUCUGGUGGUCUCGUUUACGAGUAUUCUAAUGAGGCCAACAACUACGGACUGGUUGAUAUCGAAAGCCAAACGUCCGUGAAUAAGCUUACCGAUUUUCAAAAUCUGAAGAAAGAAUAUCAAAUGACCUCCAAUCCACAAGGAGACGGCGGUUACUCGAAGAACGGCAACGUUUCAACUUGUCCAAGUUACGAGAAGGGUACAUGGGAAGCCAACAACACAUUACCCCCCAUGCCUAGUGCUGCUUCGGCCUUUUUUUCCCAGGGCGCAGGCCAGCCAAUGGGAACUGGUUAUCCCACUCAAUUUAGAUGCGGUGACGCUAACAUUAGUAACUACUUCACGGCUGAUGCAACCUCCUCUAGCGCAUCCCAAUCAGAAUCGUCGUCGGCGUCGUCUGGAUCCUCCACACCUCUUCAAUCUUCAUCAAGCAGUUCUACGAGUACAAGCGCCUCCAGCUCGGCAAAAAGCUCUUCCAAGUCCAAAGGCGGUGCUGUUGCCGCUGCUCAAACACCAUUAAUUUUUAAGGCCAUGGCUCACAUAUGGAACUACAUAUUGUGA